CCACCGCACCCCGCGAACCCUGCCGUUGCCGGGUCCCCCAUGGGAAACGAGGCCAGUUACCCGGAGGAGAUGUGCUCCCACUUUGACAAUGACGAAAUUAAAAGGUUGAGUAAGCGGUUUAAGAAGCUGAACGUGGACAGAUCAGGCUCCCUGAGCGUAGGAGAGUUCAUGAACCUGCCAGGGUUGCGGCGGAACCCCUUGGUGCGGCGAGUGAUCGACAUCUUCGACACCGACGGCGAUGGAGAAGUAGACUUCAAAGAAUUCAUCAGGGGGGCCUCCCAGUUCAGCGUCAAAGGCGACAAGGAGGAGAAGCUGAGGUUUGCCUUCAACAUCUACGACAUGGAUAAAGACGGCUACAUUUCCAAUGGGGAGCUCUUCCAGGUGCUGAAGAUGAUGGUGGGCGACAGCAUAAAGGACUGGCAGCUGCAGCAGCUCGUCGACAAAACCAUCAUCAUCCUGGACAGGGACGGUGACGGGAAGAUAUCCUUCGAGGAAUUCAGUGCUGUGGUCGGAGACCUGGAUAUCCACAAGAAGAUGGCCCUUUGUAUUUGAACCUUCUUAAGAGCACCACCGGACAACAUCGUGUGCUUUCUGUCUCUUUCAAGUUUUGUUCAAGACGUCGAGCAGCUCUCUCUCUGACUUAC
This is a messenger RNA of Carlito syrichta (Philippine tarsier), 644 nucleotides long. RefSeq names its product protein phosphatase 3 regulatory subunit B, beta (gene PPP3R2). The transcript has a single exon. The coding region runs from base 40 to 552 and encodes 170 amino acids. Gene Ontology annotation, molecular function: calcium-dependent protein serine/threonine phosphatase regulator activity; calcium ion binding. The record is from RefSeq and is a predicted model, not a curated record. Lineage: Eukaryota; Metazoa; Chordata; Mammalia; Primates; Tarsiidae.